UACACAAUUAAUCACAAUUUAAUAUAAUCAUUUCAUUUCUUCCGCUCUGCAUGGCGCGCGUGUAUACAUACAUACAUACAUAUAUGUUUGUGUUUCUUGAAUUUCUUGUUCCAAAUUUGAGCGGUUUGAAUUAUCUAAAGAAUCUCAUCAGUUUAGUUUGAUCCAUUAUUAAGACCCGUUCAUUUUAUUUGAUUUCUUUGGUGAUAUGUCAAUGACUGAAUAUUGCAAUGAAUCAACCCCAAAGUUAAGCAUUGCAAUUCUUGCAGUCGGAACGAGAGGCGACGUUCAACCUUUUCUGGCUGUCGCAAGGAGACUUCAGGAAUACGGUCAUCGUGUGAGGUUGGCAACUCACUCUCAAUUCCAUGGAUUGGUGAAGUCGGCCGCUGUAGAUUUUUACCCACUUGGUGGCGACCCUCGAGUUAUAGUCCAAGGUUUCAUGAAGACUCAAAACUUACUAUUAACUACACGGCGAGAUAUAUCUACACAGUUAAAACAGUUAAAAGCCGUUAUGGAAUCUCUUCUUCCAGCCUGCACACAACCCGACCCGAUUACCGGUGAACCGUUCAUGGCCCAGGCAAUUAUUGCUAAUCCUCCUACUUACGGACGUGUAGAUGUGGCUGAAGCUCUUGGUGUUCCCCUUCACAUCUUCUUCACAGUUCCUUGGACGCCUACAUGUGCCUUUCCUCACCCUUUCAUACCCUACAUAUCUCAUAGAGCUGGAUAUUGGCUAUCAUAUGUUGUUGUUGAUUUAGUGAUAUGGUGGGGGCUAAGAGGCUACAUUAAUAAGUUGAGGAAAAACAAGCUUAAUCUUGGCCCUAUUAAUGGACUCUUCAACACAAACCAUGUCUCUAUUUCUCAUCUCCCAACAACUUACAUGUGGAGUCCCUGUCUACUGCCCAAGCCCAAUGACUGGGGCCCACUAGUUGAUGUUGUGGGCUACUGCUUUCUGGAGCUUGGAUCUACAUACGAACCUCCUCAAGAAUUUGUGGAGUGGAUGCAAAAGGGAGCUGCACCAAUUUAUAUCGGAUUCGGGAGCAUGCCUCUAGAAGAUCCGGAAAGCACCACAAACAUCGUUUUGGAGGCGUUGAAGAACACAGGGCAAAGAGGAAUCAUUGACCCAGGGUGGGGCGGCCUCGCCAGUCGUAAGUGCAUGCUGCUCAUUAUCAUCUUUAAUUUUUCAUUUCGCAGGAAAAAAGAAAAAAAGAGGAAUGAUGUUUGUGUUGCAGAAGAUGUUUUCUUGAUUUCUGAUUACCCUCACCACUGGUUGUUUCCUCAAUGUUACGCUGUGAUUCAUCACGGCGGAGCUGGAACAACUGCAGCCGGACUCAAAGCCGGGUGUCCGACCACAAUCGUACCAUUCUGCGGCGAUCAAUUCCUGUGGGGCGCCAUAAUUCAUCGGAGAGGAGUGGGACCCGCUCCGAUCUCUAUAUCGCAGCUUAGCGUCGAAUCCCUAUCCGAAGCUAUAAGAUUCAUGCUCCAGCCUCAGGUGAAAUCUCGAGCAAUGGAGUUAGCUGCGUGUGUCGACGCUGAAGAUGGCGCCGGCGCCGCAGCUGCGUCGUUUCAUCGUCAUCUGCGGUUAGAGCUUCCGCCGCCGGAACCGUCUCCGGUUGAAGGUGCGGAUCAUGUGCAGACGUUUUUUGGUUAUGUUGGGAGAUUUUGCUGCCUGUUUUGUUCUUCUAAUUAGGUUGUAAUAUUCUAUUGUAUUAGAAGAUGCUUGACAUGUGUGUAAUAGAUUGAUAAUACAGAAUUUUAAAUGAUGUCUUCAUCAUACAAAUGCACUGCUAAACUAUUAAUAUUA
Molecule: messenger RNA, 1798 nt
Organism: Salvia miltiorrhiza (redroot sage)
Lineage: Eukaryota; Viridiplantae; Streptophyta; Magnoliopsida; Lamiales; Lamiaceae
Product: sterol 3-beta-glucosyltransferase UGT80B1-like
Exons: 11
Coding region: 206-1684 (492 amino acids)
Biological process (GO): carbohydrate metabolic process
Molecular function (GO): UDP-glycosyltransferase activity; hexosyltransferase activity
Source: RefSeq, a predicted model, not a curated record